GGUAUCGUGGACAUUUUACGAACACAGCAGGUUUGUUUCAAACUUUCAAUUUCCAAAGUUAAUUCAAACACACAUCACAUCGCCCAUCUCCUUCGUCGUCGUCUCCUCAUCGCUUCUCGCUGAAUCCAACUUCUCCAUAGUCUCCGAAAAAUGGAUGGGCAUGAUUCUGAGGAUUCUAAGCAGAGCACUGCUGAUAUGACUGCUUUUGUCCAGAAUCUUCUCCAGCAGAUGCAAAGCAGGUUCCAGACAAUGUCCGACUCCAUCAUUACUAAGAUCGAUGAUAUGGGAGGCAGAAUCAAUGAGCUGGAGCAGAGCAUCAAUGAUCUAAGAGCCGAGAUGGGAGUUGAAGGCACUCCUCCUCCUGCCUCCAAGUCAGGAGAUGAACCAAAACCACCGGCUGGUUCCACUUGAAAGAUUUUAAGUUCAUCUUCCUUUAUGGUUAUGAAAUUUGUUAAGAUUUGUGUUACUUUUUAAAAGACAAUGAAUAUGUUGUUGGAGUUCAUCAAAUAGAUUUGAUGAUGUGGUGGUACAUUACACUUACUCUGCAUUUAUGAUUUGCUUUCUAUUUUAGUUUUGAGAU
Molecule: messenger RNA, 580 nt
Organism: Raphanus sativus (radish)
Lineage: Eukaryota; Viridiplantae; Streptophyta; Magnoliopsida; Brassicales; Brassicaceae
Product: heat shock factor-binding protein-like
Exons: 5
Coding region: 151-411 (86 amino acids)
Biological process (GO): cellular heat acclimation
Cellular component (GO): nucleus; cytosol
Molecular function (GO): transcription corepressor activity
Source: RefSeq, a predicted model, not a curated record